GCGGUGCGGGUGGGGCCGGUUAAGGUUCCCAGUGCCCGCACCGGCCCAGGAGCCCCGGAUGGCGGCGUCGCUGUCAGUGUCUUCUCUGGAGACCGCCCGUGUGACCGGAUCCUUCGUGUCCCCACAGCACGUUUCUUGGAGCAGGGUAAGUCUGAGUGUCACUUCUUCAACGGGACGGAGCGGGUGCGAUUCCUGGAGAGAUACAUCUAUAACCAGGAGGAGUACGUGCGCUUCGACAGCGGCGUGGGGGAGUACCGGGCGGUGUCGGAGCUGGGGAGGCCUGAUGCCGAGUACUGGAACAGCCAGAAGGACUACCUGGAGCAGAAGAGGGCCCAGGUGGACAAUUACUGCAGACACAACUACGGGGUUGGUGAGAGCUUCACAGUGCAGCGGCGAGUCCAACCUAAGGUGACUGUGUAUCCUGCAAAGACCCAGCCCCUGCAGCACCACAACCUCCUGGUCUGCUCUGUGAAUGGUUUCUAUCCAGGCAGCAUUGAAGUCAGGUGGUUCCGGAACGGCCAGGAAGAGAAGGCUGGGGUGGUGUCCACAGGCCUGAUCCAGAAUGGAGACUGGACCUUCCAGACCCUGGUGAUGCUGGAAACAGUUCCUCAGAGUGGAGAGGUUUACACCUGCCAAGUGGAGCACCCAAGCGUGACCAGCCCUCUCACAGUGGAAUGGAGAGCACAGUCUGAAUCUGCACAGAGCAAGAUGCUGAGUGGAGUCGGGGGCUUUGUGCUGGGCCUGCUCUUCCUUGGGGCCGGGCUGUUCAUCUACUUCAGGAAUCAGAAAGGACACACUGGACUUCAGCCAACAGGACUCCUGAGCUGAAGUGCAGGUGACCACAUUCAAGGAAGAACCUUCUGCCCCAGCUUUGCAGGAUGAAAAGCUUUCCCACCUGGCUGUUAUUCUGCCUCAAGAGAGGGCUUUCUCAGGACCUGGCUGCUACUGGUUCAGCAACUGCAGAAAAUGCCCUCCCCUGUGGCUUCCUCAGCUCCUGCCCUUGGCCUGAAGUCCAGCAAUGAUGGCAGCGCCUCAUCUUCAACUUUUGUGCUCCCUUUACCUAAACCCUAUGGCCUCCUGUGCAUCUGUAUACUCACCCUGUACCACAAACACAUGACAUUAUUAAAUGUUUCUCAAAGAUGAAGUUAAAUAUCAUCUGGUCCAUUUGGCUCCAAAGACAAAAAAUGAAAAGAAAAAGGAUUAUUUCCCAAUAGAAUAAAGAUUUUCAUGUAUAUGUCAUGAGUAUGUGAGGUAAUGCAUAUGUUAAAUAGCAUGAUUUAGACACUCCACACUACAGGCAUAUAUCAAAACCUCACGCUGUACAACAUGAAUAUACUAUACAAUUUUUAUUUGUCAAUUAAAAAAGUAAACCUAAUGAUUAAAAAAGCAAUGCAUAAAAACUGAGAGCAGACUAUAACAACUGAAACAAACUCGGCCAACAUGAGAUGAGAAACCAGCCAGCAAGGCAAUCAGAACUCUUUCUUCACCCCGUCUACAAUAUUUUGCAUUUAUAACUGUAAAUUAGUGUACAGUGUUUCACUCCAGGGACUUCAAUAAUAUAGUGUCAUCAAAGGACUUGUACAGAUUUCAGAGAAAGACAAAUUUAGAAGACGGAGGAUUCUCCAUUAUGUUCCAUCUGAGAGUCAGUAUGAAAUGUCAAAUCUGAAAGUACAUAAUUCAGAGGUCUAUUUCAAAGUAAUAAUCAUUUCAGCAUAAUUUCUCCACUGUCAGAGAUGACUGUUAUUUUAUUUUCAAUCAAAUUAAAAGUUGUUUCUAUGC
Piliocolobus tephrosceles (Ugandan red Colobus) is the source of this 1779-nucleotide messenger RNA. Its product is annotated as HLA class II histocompatibility antigen, DRB1-4 beta chain. Gene Ontology annotation, biological process: immune response; antigen processing and presentation. The transcript has 5 exons. NCBI's taxonomy places the organism in Eukaryota, Metazoa, Chordata, Mammalia, Primates, Cercopithecidae. Gene Ontology annotation, cellular component: membrane; MHC class II protein complex. The annotation marks the transcript as partial. The record is from RefSeq and is a predicted model, not a curated record.